Durotheca rogersii is the source of this 5115-nucleotide messenger RNA. RefSeq names its product ABC-2 type transporter-domain-containing protein. Gene Ontology annotation, cellular component: membrane. The record is from RefSeq and is a predicted model, not a curated record. Bases 402 to 4835 code for a protein of 1477 amino acids. The transcript has 6 exons. Gene Ontology annotation, molecular function: ATP hydrolysis activity; ABC-type transporter activity; ATP binding. Lineage: Eukaryota; Fungi; Ascomycota; Sordariomycetes; Xylariales; Xylariaceae. Gene Ontology annotation, biological process: transmembrane transport.
GGCGUAUUAUCUGGCCCUAGACAAAAUAGGGUCUACUGCUGUCCUCGUCUGGGGAACCCCAUAUUUUCUUUCGAGGCAUUGCAAGGCCUGGAUGUUACCGACAAGUCACUCGACUGGCUCCAUAUUCUAUGCUGAGACGGCGGGCUAACGCUGGCGAGUUUGAUGGCCGCUUUGGUAGGUAUGUCGUCACCAAGGUUUUCGAGGGCGGGGGCCACGGCCUCGCGGCUCAUGCCUGUAUACCUAUAUAUAUCCGAGUGAGCCUCAACAUGGCAUGAUUCCAUCUCUUCCUAGGAUAUAAAUCUCUUGACGGCAGCCCCUACUUCCAUCAAGUCUCGGACGCGUACCGUUCAGACAACCACAGACGGCAACUAUUAGGAGCGAGGUUGAACGUGCCCAAGAGUAUGACCGUCAAUACAGAAAAGACAUCCCCCGAGAGGGGGGCCAUGUACGCAGACGACAGCAGCUUCGUCGAGGAGGAUGAGCUGGACCAAGUAACAGCUUUGGCUCGACGUACGACGACUACGCAGUCACCGGACGGGAACCAUUCAGACGUACCCAACCCGCUCCGACCCGUAAAGGGGACGAAGCUAGAUCCAUUCUCACACACAUUCGACGUAUCGGCAUGGACGAAAGCCUUUAUGGACAUGGUCGAGACUGACGGCCGCAUUCCGCGGCGGAGAAGCGGCGUCGCCUUCCGUAACCUCGACGUCUACGGCUACAGCACGGGCUCCGAAUACCAAGCGAGCACGGGAAACAUACCGCUACGCCUGGCUUCGUAUCUGACUCGCCAGUUUCGCGGCAGUAGCGGCGGCGCCAGCAGAGGCCGCCAGCGGAUCGACAUCCUACGCGACUUCGAGGGUCUAGUGGAGGAGGGCGGGAUGCUCCUCGUGCUAGGUCCUCCAGGCUCGGGUUGCUCGACACUCCUUAAGGCGCUAGCAGGCGAGACACGGGGCUUACAUGUCGGCAGUAACGCACAUAUGAACUUCAGGGGUAUCCCAGCGCAGCAGAUGCACACGCAGUUCCGGGGCGACGUGCUCUACAACGCCGAGGUCGACGUCCACCUACCUGCGCUUACCGUCGGCGACACGCUCGACUUCGCGGCGCGCGCGCGGGUGCCGGCGCGGGUACCGCAGCUGGGUCUGACGGCGGCCGAGUAUGCGCGCAUCGUGCGCGACGUGACCAUGGCCAUGUUCCGGAUCACGCACACGGAGAACACGAAGGUCGGCGACGACUUCGUGCGCGGCGUCUCCGGCGGCGAGCGCAAGCGUGUCAGCAUUGCCGAGGCCUCGCUCACCGGCGCCCGGUUCCAGUGCUGGGACAAUAGCACGCGCGGCCUCGACAGCGAGAACGCCAUCCAGUUCUGUCGGAACCUCCGCGUCCAGGCCGACAUCAAGGAGGUCGUCGCCGCCGUCGCCAUAUAUCAAGCGCCCCAACGCGCAUACGAACUCUUCGACAAGGUCAUCGUCCUCUACGAAGGACGCCAGAUAUUCUUCGGAAGGGGCCAGGACGCGAAGGCUUACUUUGAGGGGUUGGGUUUCGAGUGCCCUCCUCGACAGACUACGGCAGACUUUCUAACAUCGAUGACAUCGCCUCAGGAGCGCCGUGUUCGCGCCGGCUACGAGUCCAAAGCACCCCGUACACCUGACGAGUUCGCCGCAUGUUGGAAAGCAUCGAACCCACGCGCGCAAUUACUAGCAGAUAUCGAGCGGUACGACCAAGCACACCCCUCCGCUGAUCGUCUAGCCGAAUUCUCAAGCAGCCGUGCCGCGGAGCGGUCGUCGAUGCAGCGUCGCAAAUCGCCGUACACGCUGUCGUUCCCGCGGCAGGUGAACCUAUGCCUCUGGCGGGGGUGGAAGAGGCUGGUCGCUGACCCAGGCUACACCAUAGCGCAGCUGAUCUUCAACCUAGUGAUUGGAAUUUGCAUCGGGACCGUGUUCCUCAGGCUCAAGAACGACAGCAGCACGUUCUACUACCGGGGCGCCAUCAUCUUCACUGCGCUGCUGUUCAACGCGUUCUCGAGUCAGAUGGAGGUGCUGACGCUAUACGCGCAGCGCCCAAUCGUCGAGAAGCACGAGCGCUAUGCGUUCUAUCAUCAGGCGGCAGAGGCCGUGUCAAGCUACGUGACGGACCUGCCGUAUAAGACGAUCAACAUGUUCAUGUUCAACUCCAUCAUCUACUUCCUGGCUGAUCUGCGCCCAGGCGCGGGGUAUUUCUUCUUCUUUUGCCUGGCCUCGUACCUCGUGCUGCUGGUCAUGUCGGCGCUGUUCCGCCUCAUCGCUUCGAUCACACGGACAUCCCACCAGGCCAUGGUACCGGCAGCCGUACUCGCAAUUGGCCUCAUGGCUUACGCCGGCUUCGCCGUCCCGACCCCUAACAUGCUCGGCUGGUCACGCUGGAUGAACUACAUCAACCCCCUCGCUUACGGCUUCGAGGCGCUCAUGGCGAACGAGUUCAGCGGCCGCGAAUUCCCCUGCGCCGUUAUGGUGCCGUCGGGCCCUGGUUAUGACGAGCUGCCGCUCGAACAUCGUAUCUGCUCCGUCACCGGGGGGGUCGCCGGGUCGAGCCUCGUCAGCGGCGACCGCUUCAUCGAGUCAUCGUAUGACUACUGGAGCAGUCAUAAAUGGAGGAAUAUCGGCAUCCUGUUCGGAUAUCUCGUCUUUUUCCUCGGCGCUUACUUCAUGGCGGCAGAAUAUGCCCUGCCCCAGAGAAGCAAGGGCGAGGUUCUCGUAUUCAGGCGCGGCAGCAAGCAACUUCAUUCGAAACAUUCACACACUGACGUAGAGUCCGGGCCUCAAAGCUCCCAGCCACGUCUCGCAGACUUGAGGAAAGGGGGUGACGCUGUCGCGAACAACGAACUGCAGUUAGCGAAGGUCAAGCCCAGCGACUCGGACAGGAAAAUCUUUCACUGGGAAGACUUGUCCUACGAUGUCCAAAUAAAGAGGAAGACUCGCCGUAUCCUAGACCAUGUUGACGGCUGGGUGCAACCGGGCGUGACAACGGUCCUGAUGGGUUCUUCAGGUGCAGGCAAGACAACUUUGUUAGACAGCCUAGCAGCUCGCGUAACGACGGGGGUAAUCUCUGGAAGCACCCUUAUCGAUGGCAAGCCGACGGACCGGUCGUUCCAGAGCCAGGUCGGAUACGUACAGCAGCAGGACUUGCACCUCGAAACGACGACGGUGCGUGAGGCGCUCGAAUUCAGUGCGGUAUUACGCCAACCGGCGGGAAUCCCGCGGGAGGAGCGAAUAGCGUACGUUGACGAGGUGAUUAAGAUGCUCGACAUGGAGGACUUUGCAGACGCGAUCGUCGGCGUGCCGGGAGUCGGGCUUAACGUCGAGCAGCGGAAGCGGCUUACGAUCGGCGUCGAGCUCGCGGCGCGCCCUGAACUGCUCAUCUUCCUCGACGAACCGACUUCGGGCCUCGACUCGCAGACGAGCUGGUCCAUCUGCGACCUCGUCGACCGCCUCGCCAAGAGCGGCCAGGCCGUCCUCUGCACCAUCCACCAGCCGUCCGCCAUGCUGUUCCAGCGCUUCGACCGCCUACUCCUUCUUGAGAAGGGCAAGACGGUCUACUUCGGAGAGAUCGGCGACGAUGCCGCGACCCUGAUCGACUACUUCGAGCGUAACGGUGCACCAAGAUGCCCGCCGGAGGCCAACGCCGCGGAGUGGAUGCUGGGGCUGGCAGCCGGGGCCGACGAAGAGUCGCGGCGGUCGGAGAUUUGGCGGGCGUCACCUGAGUAUACGGAGGUGAAGGCAGAGCUCGCGCGACUGCGCGCGCGUAGCGGCAGCGGGACGAGCGACUCUCAGCCGCCGCACAAGGCGCCAGCGAGUUACGUGACGCAGUUCCGUGCAGUGUUCGGUCGCGUCGGGCGGCACUUCUGGCGGUCGCCGGUGUACACGUGGUCGAAGAUACUGCUGACGGUGAUACCGGGACUCUACCUCGGCUUCACCUUCAGCGCCUCCGAUCUGAGCCUCCAGGGCCUCCAGAACCAGCUCUACGCCUUCUUCAUGUCGCUCGUCCUACUCGCCAACUUCAACGAACAGAUUAUGCCCCACUUCAUCCCCCAGCGCGCCAUCUACGAAGCGCGCGAGCGGCCGUCCAGGAUCUAUCACUGGUCAACCUACGUUGUAUCCAAUAUCAUUAUCGAGAUGGCAUGGAAUACGCUCAUGGGCGUGCUACUGUUCCUAUGCUGGUACUACCCCGUGGGCUUCUACCGCAACAUGACAGACGGCGACGUGAGCCAGAGGUCGGGCCUGGUGCUUCUAAUACUGUGGCAGUACAUGCUGUUCGCGAGCACGUACUCGCACCUGGCGAUCGUGGCGAUCGACACGGCGGACCUGGCGGCGGUGCCGGCCUCGCUGUGCUGGUUCAUCAGCAUCAUGUUCUGUGGCGUUGGUGUCCGGCCCCCGGAUAUCCCGCACUUCUGGCAAUUCGCAUUCCGUGCGAGCCCCGCGCGCUACCUCGUCUCCGGCGUGCUCGCUCCGGCUAUGCACGGCUCCGAGGCCGUCUGCGCCGCCAACGAGGUCCUGUGGCUUGCCCCGCCCGGGCCCCCUAUCGCCCCCGCCAACUUGACGUGUGGCCAGUUCCUCGGGCCUUACGCCGAGGCCGCCGGCGGCAGGAUCCUCGACCCGCUGCAGGCGACAGGCCAGCCGUGCGGGUACUGCAGCGUCAGCAACUCAGACCAGUUCCUCGACUACUUCGGCAUCCAGUACAGCGAGCGUUGGCACAACUUCGGAUACCUGUGGGCGUAUAUCGUGUUCAACGCCGCCGCGGCGUGUCUACUGUACUGGCUCGUGCGGAUGCCGAAGGGGAAGAAGCGCGCUACGAAGAAGGAGUAGGCGUACAUUUUGAGAAUAGGAGGAGGGAACAGUGGAUGGAAAUAGGGACGGUUCCCCCCGCCCACCUUAUUUCCUAAGGAGAAGCAAAGUAUUGAGAGAGAAUUAGAGCACAGAGUACAUAGCUGGAAGGGCUAUCACAUAGACGGUGUGGCGUUCCGGCAAGUCUAGGCAAUUUAUAUGUUAAUUACAGGGGUGAAGAUAAAAAGAAUCAUGCUUCGUUGCAUAGGACACAAGAGCCAGAUAGAAAGAAUUAUAUUCCUGCCAACGCUGUGGCCAAGAA